AUGGCUACUUCAACAACAACAACCACCCCCUUCACCUUCCCACCAACAUACAACUUCCCACCCUUCUUCACCCCGCAACCAAACAGCACCACGCGACACUCCCAGCUCCAAAAAUGGUCCUCCCUAAUACAAUCCUGGUGUCGACACCACCGUACCUACCGCCUCUCCCUCGUCGACGCCGUCGAUUCCCCUCUCUUCCAUAAUGCAGCCCUGCGCAAGCGACUAGAUCUCGCCGAGGCUCGCGCGGUCGUGGACUGGAUGACGAAGAAGGAGGAGGAGGAAGGCGGGGGUGGACAGCGCGCGGAGUGGAUUGAGGGUGCUUCAGCUGGUGGGAAUGCGAUGCCUAAGAGUGUUGCUUGGAUUUGGUGGCGCAGGCCGGAGGAGUGGGCGGAUGUGCUAGUGGAUUGGAUUGAUGCUACGGGACAGCGUGGGGUGGUGUUGACGGUGUUUGAGUUGGUACAGGGAGAAGCGACGGUUUCUCAAGAGUUCCACGGCAUGGACAACGAUGUCAUGAUGAAGGCGCUCAACGUUCUUGUCAAGCGAGGCAAGGCAUCCGUCUUUGGUAACGAGGGCGAGGAGGGAGUCAAGUUCUUCUAA
Molecule: messenger RNA, 597 nt
Organism: Penicillium cataractarum
Lineage: Eukaryota; Fungi; Ascomycota; Eurotiomycetes; Eurotiales; Aspergillaceae
Product: ESCRT-II subunit protein VPS25
Exons: 2
Coding region: 1-597 (198 amino acids)
Biological process (GO): protein transport to vacuole involved in ubiquitin-dependent protein catabolic process via the multivesicular body sorting pathway
Cellular component (GO): ESCRT II complex
Molecular function (GO): structural molecule activity; protein homodimerization activity
Source: RefSeq, a predicted model, not a curated record